This is a messenger RNA of Taeniopygia guttata (zebra finch), 9081 nucleotides long. RefSeq names its product sodium/hydrogen exchanger 9B2. Gene Ontology annotation, molecular function: antiporter activity. Gene Ontology annotation, biological process: proton transmembrane transport. NCBI's taxonomy places the organism in Eukaryota, Metazoa, Chordata, Aves, Passeriformes, Estrildidae. The record is from RefSeq and is a predicted model, not a curated record. Gene Ontology annotation, cellular component: membrane.
UAUCUUUAUUCUCCUCUUAGGAGGUAUUUGGAAAUUAAAUACAAUAAGAUUUUCAAGUACAGGAACAAUUAUGCAAGGGCGAUAUUCUAGCAGGUAUGGAUGGGGGUAUAUAUGAGAGGAGUAUUCUUACAUACAUGGGUGAAUCUUCAUUAAUAUACUUGACUUGUAGCACAAAAGCAAAAGGAAUGAAUUUUACCACUCUAGAUAGAGCCAAUAUAUUUGUCUCCAAAAUGAUGUACUAAUAUUGGACAAAUUCUGUAAAAUCUGUUGCUAGGUGCUACACUUUAGUGCUCUAUGCCUUAUUCUCAAGUACCAAUACAGCUCACACUAAAGCACAAGGAAAAAUGUCUCUGAACAGGACUGUUUCUACAAGAGUGUGUGCUGAUGUUUUUAUUGUGAUAGCACAUGGUAGCUUUGAUUCAUGAAAUAGAAACCUGUUAUUGUCAAGUUUCAUACUCUGGGAAGAAACAUAGCCUGAUCCAGAAAUCUAAGGCAAUGAAUAACCUGAAUUCAAAAAGCAUUUGUUUUGCUAACAUACUGCUUAAAACCAACAUGAAUUACAUGGUCUGACUGCCUAUAAAUAUGGUUACCUUUAACAUAUCUCCAUUUAUCUAAUUCAUAAAUGAAACUCUAUGUAAUUUAAUAUAUACCUUCAUAUACAUUAUAUACAUAUAAGAGUGAGGGAGGAAUUAAGGAUUAAAUACUACUUAACAUGAUUCAUCAGUAAUCAACACACAGGAAAAAUGUACAAUUUGUCCGUGUGUUUCUGUAACAACAUAAACUGCCAUGUUUAUAAAAUUACCGGUUAAGCUUUUCAAUAUCAGCUGAAGCAUUAAUAUAAAUUACUUGAUUUCAAAGAUAAUGAAACACAUCUAGUUAAAAUCUGGCCUCUUAUUUUAAAAUAAUUGUAAAUCUAGAUUUUACAAAUGAGAAAAAUAUUGUGAAUGUUGAUUUCACUUGGCUUAUUAUGGGCUUAACGUUUACCUUUAAUCAUGGCUGGAGCAUUCUGAGCUUGUGUAGUUUGUUUAUGGAGUUUUACAGAAUCUAAUGUUUCAAUCAAGUGACCCUGGCAGCCAAGCAGGAAAAAGCUGGGGCACAAAUCCAAAGUUUCCCAAAAUGGCUCCAAAACUGUUCACAGACAUAAAUUCAAAUAUUAAAAAUUGAGGCUGGCAGGACAUGAUUUCAAUGGUUUCAGAGUUUAAUAUGAAAGCCAAAGUCCUUCUUUUGUAGUAGGUGCAGAAGGCUUACUUUGAAAAGAGAAAAUUUCCCCACUGCAGUAACAUAGGGAACAUGUACUGCAUAUUCUGAAAAUAUAAUUAAGAAUCUGAGAGAAAAUUCAUUAUACUUAUUGCACAUUGACCAUCAUCACUUAAGGUUUCUAAGCUCGUUUAGAAGUGGUUGUAGAUGAUUAUAGUAUAGGGUUGCUGCUCAAAAAUGACUGCUGCUGCUGUUGUUGUCAAAGCACUUGUGCAAGAAAAUAAGUACCACUUGCCUUUAAAUUGCACUAAAGGCACAAAGGGCUUUUUUAGUGGUAGGCCAAAAAUCUGGUGGACCAGAAAAGUAAAAAUCAGCAGAGCUUGCUGCCUCUUGCGGUAUUAGCAGUGCUUUUCAUGGAGGCGUUAACAGUGGCAACUCUGAAACUGUUCCAAUGUCAUGAGGUUUUUCAGCAGACUUGCAGGAAUUAUUAAAGGAAAAUGCUUCUUAAUGCUCUUGUGACCUAAUUCCCUGGUCUGUUUCUAAUGGAAUUGGGUAAUUCUUUUUGUUUUCCUUUCAUACCAGUGAUAAUAUAAAGAGGCUUUUUGACUUUUCACAUUCUAGGUCAAAAUUUUCUCUUGUGCAGGAGGGAGGAAUAGACUUCCCUGAUUCCGAGUCCUUCUGGAAAAUUUAAUCUGAUCAAGAAAUGCUUUUGUUUUCUCUUGGAUUUGUAGUCAGCUUAGUUUUGUGUGAUGAUACCAGGAGCAAAGUAGCAACAUGUGGUAUUUGACUCGCCUUUCACAUGGACUCAAUGCAGCUUGCAAACUGAGGGUUGAAAAAAAGAGAAGGUCGGUGAGAACAUCUCGUUACCUCAUGUGCACUUACAAAUAAGGUAGAUGAACUUGCUUUAAGAAGUCAAAAUGUCGGGAUGGAAACAACAUAAAUAUGCAAGCUGUGUUUGUUCAAGGUGGUUUUGGAGAUUGGUUGGUUGGGUUUGUUUUUUAAUUCUCCUGCCUGUGCCAGGGCAUUUUGUCAGCAGAACCAGCAUUAGCUCCUUACCCUUUGCUUGCACUAAAUCUCCAAGUCCUCCAGUGCUGUAGCCUGGAUUGAAGGAUUGCGUGUGGCAUCCCAGAGCCAUGGGAAAGACAGCACAGAAAGCCUUUUUCGUGCAUACUGCAUGCAGUGAAUCUCAUGGGCGACUGGCUACGAAAGAGACAAAAAUCUUCCUCCUGGGUGCCCUGACGGGCAUCCAGAGCCUUGGAUGGGCUCAGGUCUGCUCCAUCGCUCCCACCACCGGACAGCUCGGACCAGGGCCCGUCUCCUGCCGCGCUUCCCGCGGUGUCCCACAGCGAGGCCUGCGGGAGCCCUGCGCGGCACCCCCGGCCGCAGCUGCCGGCCUGGCGGGGCCGUGGCUGCGGAGGCGGGCCUGGUGCUCCAGCAGCAGCAGCAGCAGCAGCACAGCGAGGGAGGAGAAGCCGGAGCCAUCAGCGGGCUGUCCCCGCUCGGGGAGCGGGUCCCUGGCAGGCGGCCCCGCCGUGCCGCAGGUUUGCAACAAUGGUAAGGGAAGAUGUAAAUGACAGUGAAGAUUCUGAACCAUCAGUAUGUGAGAGAAAUGGCAUGAUUCGCAUGCAUGAGCAAAGUGAGCAGGGACCAACAGCAGGAGCCAAAGGUACUGAUGGGAAUGCACAAACAGAAGAAACUGCUCUCUUGAACCACUGCACUCAGCAACCUCCAGAACCAACAGCAGGGUCUUCAGUUCCUGCAAGGACAUGGAGGCAAAUAUUUGCUUGUCCUCCUCAGGGUUUACUGGCCCAAACAGUGACAAAUGUUGCAUUUGUGAUCCUGGUUUGGGCUGUGGUUUGGUCCAUAACUGGGGCUGAGUGUCUCCCAGGUGGAAAUCUCUUUGGAAUUUUGUUUCUUUACUUCUUUGCUGUCAUUGGAGGUAAAAUUUUUGGACUCAUUAAAAUACGAACACUACCCCCUCUCCCUGCUCUUCUGGGGAUGCUACUUGCUGGUUUCCUAAUCAAAAAUACCCCGUUCAUCAGUGACUUUGUCCAGAUAAACCUACGCUGGUCUGCAGCACUGAGGAAUAUUGCUCUUUCCAUUAUCUUGACCCGAGCAGGACUCGGCCUGGAUCCAAAGGCUCUUAAGAAGCUCAAAGCUGUCUGUUUACGGCUUGCUUUCGGACCAUGCCUCUCAGAAACAGGCACAGCUGCUGUCCUUGCCUACUUGUUCCUGCAUUUGCCAUGGCAAUGGGGAUUUAUAUUAGGUUUUGUUCUAGGUGCAGUCUCCCCUGCUGUGGUGGUUCCCUCCAUGCUGAUCUUACAAGCUGGGGGAUAUGGGGUGGAGAAAGGUGUCCCAACUUUGCUAAUGGCAGCUGGCAGCAUUGAUGACAUUCUGGCUAUCACAGGCUUCAACACUUGCCUUGGGAUGGCUUUCUCUUCUGGUUCUACUCUGUACAAUGUGCUCCGCGGAGUGCUGGAGGUCGCUGUUGGCAUAGCAGCUGGGGGAGUUCUGGGAAUGUUUAUUCGAUACUUCCCAAGCCAUGAUCAGGCAUCUUUGGCAUGGAAGAGAUCAUAUUUUGUACUUGGACUGUCCAUGUUUGCUGUUUUUGGCAGUAUAUACUUUGGCUUCCCUGGAUCAGGAGGGCUUUGCACAUUAGUCUUAGCUUUUGUUGCAGGUGUGGGAUGGUCUGAUGAAAAGAGGGAAAUAGAAAAAAUUGUGGCAGUUGCAUGGAAUAUCUUUCAGCCUUUUCUUUUUGGUUUAAUUGGAGCAGAAGUAUCGAUUACAUCUCUUAGGCCUGGAACUGUUGGGCUCUGUGUUGCUAUAUUAGGCAUUGCCCUAGUUGUGCGAAUCAUAGCAACAUUCCUGAUGGUGUCUUUUGCUGGGUUUAAUUUCAAGGAGAAGAUAUUUGUCUCACUGGCAUGGAUUCCCAAAGCCACUGUCCAGGCUGCAAUAGGUUCUCUUGCCCUGGAUACAGCAAGACAACAUCAAGAUGAACAACUGGAAAAGUAUGGAAUGGAUGUACUGACAGUAGCUUUCUUGGCUAUCUUGAUCACUGCUCCAAUUGGAGCCCUGGUUAUUGGCUUGGCAGGACCCAGACUUCUGCAAAAGGCUCAGACAAAUAGCAAGGAGGAUGAGGAAGGUGCAGAGGUUGGAGAAGAGGCAGAAGCCUGUGAACCUUCAUAAGACAGACAACUACAGCAGUCCGGUCCUUUAACUGUGACACUUCUGUUGAGUAAAGACAGCAUGUCUAAUCAUGUUGGAGGAACCUAAAACUAUCAGUCACCCCUGCUAUUUUUAAAGUAGCCCUGGUGGAGUUCUAUAAAAUAUUUUUAUGUGAAGCUGGUGCCUUGAGAUGAAAUAGCUGAACAUACAGUGAAUAAGAUGACCUGGCAGUGAGUCACUGAGAAGUUAGCAGUCAAGAGUUACUUGAAAUGUGUGGGUGGUGAGGCCAGGGAGAGGUCAGAAUUGUUGAGGCAUGGAGUGGAGUCAUGAGGUAGAAUAUAAGCAAAAAAAAAAAAUGGAGACUACUGUGAAUAACUUCUUGAUGGUUGAAACUGGGCUGUGAUAUGACACCGUUCUACAACUCAAAGAAAGCAACUUCCAAGUAAGAGAUCACAGACACAUAGUGAACAAGUCCUGCCAUCAGUUGGUUAAUGAUUGUUGAUUGAUUGUUGAUUGAUUGGUUGGUGAGUCCCUCUCCUUCCUCAUCUGUGUUCCUAAACUUGCCUUUCCCUAUUGCUGUUCUUCCUCACAGCUGAGCCACUCCUUUGUGCCUUCAAGGACUUUCAACUCUGGUUGUACAGCAAGUGGUACUUACAUGCUCAAAGAGACAGUUGGGGCCAUCAUAGACUGGUAAUAAACAUGUUGGUGCCAGCAGAAAAGUAAGGGCUGGGGGAAGGUUGUAUGGGACUGGGAUGGCUGCUUCUUCACCUGUGUAGCUCAGCCUUCCCACAGCAUGAUGUCAAGGGAGAUGCUGUCCUACAGCCAGGAGUAACCUCUGUUGAUCAAAAUCCUGCUCUUGCCUUUUAGAUUUGGUACUUGACAGAUACCAGCAUAUAUCUCUGGCUCCAAGGAAGUUGUUGGUAACUUCAUUCUGAGGCACAGGGUCAAUACAGCAUCCAUCAGAAACUGGAAUUUACUUUGUUAUUUUUUGGAGGGGCUACUAGAUUGUGGCUGUAACUGAGGUGGAAAACACUCUCCUGCAGAUUUCUACACUACAGUUUACUGAACUCAUUUUACAGGAUACUGUGUAGAAUACAUUUGAUGGUGUCUAGAUUUUGGCAUUAGUAAGAAUCAUUUCUGUUUUAGCUUUUAAAUUUUUAUAUGCAAAACAAGAAAUGUGCAAAAAUACUUUUAACUACUUAAAUACUCCUGAUGUUGACACUAUACUGUUUGCAGAGUCAUAUGCCAUACACAUGAGCUGUAUAUGCAUGCCUUUGUAUAAGCCUUACUCUCUAAGCAGAAGAAAAGAUUCCUGAGAAAUACUUAUAUUUCAUAGCCUCAGUUCCAGCACAAUGAUAAAAAUACCAGGAAGUUCUUUGGUAAGUCCCCUGAACAGUUCUCAAGUACAUUGUAUUUCUCUAACUAUGCACACUGCUGUUCUGCUUCCUUGGGAAUGCACCAUCUUUAGUUCAUUUCAGCUUUGUCUCCUGACCCAAAAGGAAGAUGCUUUCAAAGUGUACCUCAUGGGUUUGAAGCUGGAGCAAUGGUUAAGGGUGCUGUGCUUGGUUGUUAUUGUGACAUACCUGGCCCUCUGUGCGUGUUCUGCCUACUUCACAUGCACUCCUGGUGUUCACCUGGCCCAGUCCUGUUCAGGAUCUUUAGUGACGAUCUGGAUAUGGGCAUUGAGGGCACCCCCAGUAAAUUCAUGGACAACACCAAGUUGGGUGGCAUUGUCGAUCUGCUGGAGGGCAGGAAGUCUCUGCAGGGGAUCUGGACUGGCUGGAUCAAUGGGCUGAGACCAACAGAAUGAGGUUUAACAAGGCCAAGUGCUGAGUGCUGCCCUUGGGUCACAGCAGCCCCAGGCAGUGCCACAAGCAGGGGACAGAGUGGCUGGGAAGCUGCCCAGUGGAAAAGGACCUGGGGGUUCUGGUGACAGCAGCAGAACAUGAGCCAGCUGUGCCCAGGGGGCCAAGAAGGCCAAGGGCAUCCUGGCCUGUAUCAGCAAUGGUGUGGCCAGCAGGAGCAGUGACUGUCCCCUUGUACUUGGCACUGGUGAGGCCACAGGUCAAGAGCUGUGUCCAGUUCUGGGCCCCUCACUACAAAAAGGACAUUGAGGGGCUGGAGCAUGUCCAGAGAAGGGCAACAGAGCUGGGGAAGGGUCUGGAGCACAAGUCCUGUGAGGAGCGGCUGAGGGAGCUGGGGGUGUUCAGCCUGGAGAAGAGGCAGCUCAGGGGGCACCUCACUGCUUACAGCCCCGAGAGGAGGGUGUAGCCAGGGGGGUCGGCCUCUUCUAGCAUGCAGCCAAUGACAGGAUGAGAGGACUGUCUUAAGCUUUACCAGGGGAGUUUUAAUUUGGACAGUAGGAGGAAUUUCUUCACAGAAAGGGUUGUUAAACAGUGGAAUAGCCUGCCCAAGAUUCCAUGGAAUCAUCUUCCCUGUAAGUGUUUAAGCAAAGACUGGACAUGGCACUGAGAGCCAUGGUCUGGUUGACAUGGUGGUCAUAGGCUGGAUUCAAUGAUCUUGGAGGUCUUUUCCAACCUCAUUGAUUCUAUGAUUUUGUGAAAUGCAUGUAGUUUUAAAAGGAGGUUAACUAUUUGGAAAUUGUAAUGUUGGUAAAGCUAACUGACAAGAUGAGGAAAUAGUGUUCAGUUCAUCAGUGACUGUCUAUAAAAUAGUUCUACUUGAGUAGAACUUAAAGGAGUUCACUUCUUUGUAAAGCUUUGUAAAAAGUAGAAUCCUCCCACAGAGAUCACUAUGCCAAAUUUGGAAUGUGUUCAAUAACAGAAGUGUGAUGUUGUAAGGAUUACAGCCCUUUAAAUUUGGACACAACCUUAAGUACAAAAGCAAACCUCUGAUGAAGAGCUCUUGUUUGUGAUAGCCUCUAAUACUUCCCAGCAAAACAGCAUCUCAUAAAUGGGAUUCACCUGUUCCUUUAACCUCUGUGUGCUCUCAGUUAUACAUUAGAUCACUUCCACAAUUCUGAGUGCCUGAAUAAGCUAUACCAAUUAAAACUUGUCAUCUUUUUUGUUAAUCUAAGUGAGAUUGAAUAGAUUUUUCUUUCCCUGCCAUUUUAUGUUGGUAUUUCUCAUGAGACCCCUUUCCCCCAGCUUUUAUUACAUCUUCAAAAAGUACCAGGUUGGAGCUAUUACAUAGACCAGCAGAUCUAAAAUUAAAAGCUUUAAUGCUUUAUAAUGUUCCCUCUCCUUAUCUUCCAGAAAGAAAGAAAGCAUUUGCAUCUUUUUGUUAAAUGAUAUAUCAGGACUAAGAACUUUAGAGACUAGGUCUUUUUAGUAAGUAUCGUGACAGUUUCAGCUGCUUUUGAAUAGCAACUAACUUUGAGAGAUUUCAGUUUUUAUCAGAGUACAGGUGAAGCAUGACAUUAAAGACCACUUCCCUUUUAACAAAAUGCCUUGAAAAUGAUUACUGAAUAAGGCAUACAUUCAAGCUAAUUAACUCAUUAUGCCAUGGUAUUCUCUUAUUUGCAGGAAAUAAGAGCACAAUGUGCAGUAACUGCUAACCAGAGUCCCGCUGCAAAGCAGACACAAUCACAGGCACAGUGUGGGGGAACUUGGAGUGUGCUCUUCCAGAAGGUUCACAAGAACCUCUGCAGCAGAAAGGUCUGAAGCAGAAAGUGUUCCCAGCAGUUAUAACAGGCAGCAUAUGGGAAAAGACAGAAAUUGUCUAUCUGCAAGCAGGGAGUUGAUCAGGCAUGGGGAUGUGAUGAGGAUGUGAUUAUAAUCACUGGUUACGCUCUCUUUUUCAGCCAAACAGAGCUUUUCAUGGAAUUCAAACUCAAGUCUAAAAUUAACUGUGAAAGAGUCAUGGUGUAAUACAGCCACAAAAUGGAAGAUGGUUUCUGCAUCUUGCUUUUUAAGUAAAGAGUGCGAGAGAUCAAAAUUUUAGUCAAUUGCACUUCAAUUAUAUUUCCUUUGUCUAGUAGUUGCCCCAAAUCAGACACCUUUCUCUAAACCUGUUUUGCAAGUUUAUUUGUAAUCCAUUGUAACCAUGUUCAAAUUAAUUAUGAAAAGAACGGAAAACUGUUCUUGUAGAAUAAAUGGUUGUCACAAUAUGCUGAUUUCAAUUUCCUCAGAUCUUCAAUCAGGACUGAAGACCUGGUCCUCAGUUCUGGUCUUUAUUGGUAUUUAGGGCAAAUUUAUUCCUGUGUCUGCAGCUUCCCAAUUAGAUUAGAAAAGUCAGGUAAUAUGUUCAACUUUCCAGGUGCUGGUGAGAUACAGAGCUGUACAAGCACUUCAGCUUUUAGCUAGCUAGCUAUCUCUGUAGACCUUAGAGAGAACAGAUUAGUAAAUUGAGAUUUUCUAUAGAAAGUUCUGUGGACAUGAGACAGUAUUACCUUGACAGAUUUUGAAAUGCAAGGAAAUGAUGAUUUAUCUUGCUUGUGAUUCUCAUUAUAUUAUUAUCUUGUGAAAUUACUAAAAUGUCCUUUCUAGAAAAGAACUGAGACUUGCUCUUGCAACACUACAAAUUUGUUCCAUGCCCUUACAGAUGUAAGCACAAAAAAAAAAAAACUCUGUUUAUCCUAUAGCCGUGUCUGGAGAUUGCUUUUAAACUAUCUCAUCUAAGAGCAAGUAGGGAGGAAAAAAAACAGUUACUUAAUCAAGCUGUGUUAAAGAUAGAAUGAAGAGGUUAAACCUUAUACUGUUCUUCUCUUCAAGGAGCUUUUUGGGAGAAAUAAAAUCAUGUUGCUGUAUUACUCACUAA